Hypanus sabinus (Atlantic stingray) is the source of this 2874-nucleotide messenger RNA. RefSeq lists its product as uncharacterized. Gene Ontology annotation, molecular function: calmodulin binding; microtubule binding. The transcript is spliced from 6 exons. Gene Ontology annotation, cellular component: microtubule. Bases 1 to 2874 code for a protein of 957 amino acids. Lineage: Eukaryota; Metazoa; Chordata; Chondrichthyes; Myliobatiformes; Dasyatidae. Gene Ontology annotation, biological process: microtubule cytoskeleton organization. The record is from RefSeq and is a predicted model, not a curated record.
AUGUCGAAUGGCGUGGACCCGAUUCUAGACUUCCCUGAUGCUGAUGUUCUUUUCCAGAUAAGAGCCCUGCUGUCUUCACUGACUCUGCGUCUCAGCCCUGUUGUCUUCACUGACUCUGCAUCUCAGAGUCCUGUUGUCUUCACUGACUCUGCAUCUCAGAGCCCUGCUGUCUUCACUGACUCUGAGUCUCAGAGCCCUGUUGUCUUCACUGACUCUGAGUUUCAGAGCCCUGUUGUCUUCACUGACUCUGCAUCUCAGAGCCCUGUUGUCUUCACUGACUCUGCGUCUCAGAGCCCUGUUGUCUUCACUGACUCUGCGUCUCAGAGUCCUGUUGUCUUCACUGACUCUGCAUCUCAGAGUCCUGUUGUCUUCACUGACUCUGCGUCUCAGAGUCCUGUUGUCUUCACUGACUCUGCAUCUCAGAGCCCUGUUGUCUUCACUGACUCUGAGUCUCAGAGCCCUGCUGUCUUCACUGACUCUGCAUCUCAGAGCCCUGCUGUCUUCACUGACUCUGCGUCUCAGAGUCCUGUUGUCUUCACUGACUCUGCAUCUCAGAGCCCUGUUGUCUUCACUGACUCUGCGUCUCAGAGUCCUGUUGUCUUCACUGACUCUGCAUCUCAGAGCCCUGUUGUCUUCACUGACUCUGCGUCUCAGAGUCCUGUUGUCUUCACUGACUCUGCAUCUCAGAGUCCUGUUGUCUUCACUGACUCUGCAUCUCAGAGUCCUGUUGUCUUCACUGACUCUGCAUCUCAGAGUCCUGUUGUCUUCACUGACUCUGCGUCUCAGAGUCCUGUUGUCUUCACUGACUCUGCAUCUCAGAGCCCUGUUGUCUUCACUGACUCUGAGUCUCAGAGCCCUGCUGUCUUCACUGACUCUGCGUCUCAGAGUCCUGUUGUCUUCACUGACUCUGCAUCUCAGAGCCCUGUUGUCUUCACUGACUCUGCGUCUCAGAGUCCUGUUGUCUUCACUGACUCUGCAUCUCAGAGCCCUGUUGCCUUCACUGACUCUGCAUCUCAGAACCCUGUUGUCUUCACUGACUCUGUGUCUCAGAGUCCUGUUGUCUUCACUGACUCUGUAUCUCAGAGCCCUGUUGUCUUCACUGACUCUGCGUCUCAGAGCCCUGUUGUCUUCACUGACUCUGCGUCUCAGAGCCCUGUUGUCUUCACUGACUCUGCGUCUCAGAGUCCUGUUGUCUUCACUGACUCUGCAUCUCAGAGUCCUGUUGUCUUCACUGACUCUGCAUCUCAGAGUCCUGUUGUCUUCACUGACUCUGCAUCUCAGAGUCCUGUUGUCUUCACUGACUCUGCGUCUCAGAGUCCUGUUGUCUUCACUGACUCUGCAUCUCAGAGCCCUGUUGUCUUCACUGACUCUGAGUCUCAGAGCCCUGCUGUCUUCACUGACUCUGCGUCUCAGAGCCCUGCUGUCUUCACUGACUCUGCGUCUCAGAGUCCUGUUGUCUUCACUGACUCUGCAUCUCAGAGCCCUGUUGCCUUCACUGACUCUGCAUCUCAGAACCCUGUUGUCUUCACUGACUCUGUGUCUCAGAGUCCUGUUGUCUUCACUGACUCUGCAUCUCAGAGCCCUGUUGUCUUCACUGACUCUCAGAGCCCUGCUGUCUUCACUGACUCUGCGUCUCAGAGCCCUGCUGUCUUCACUGACUCUGCGUCUCAGAGUCCUGUUGUCUUCACUGACUCUGCAUCUCAGAGCCCUGUUGUCUUCACUGACUCUGCAUCUCAGAGUCCUGUUGUCUUCACUGACUCUGCAUCUCAGAGUCCUGUUGUCUUCACUGACUCUGCGUCUCAGAGUCCUGUUGUCUUCACUGACUCUGCAUCUCAGAGCCCUGUUGUCUUCACUGACUCUGAGUCUCAGAGCCCUGCUGUCUUCACUGACUCUGCGUCUCAGAGCCCUGCUGUCUUCACUGACUCUGCGUCUCAGAGUCCUGUUGUCUUCACUGACUCUGCAUCUCAGAGUCCUGUUGUCUUCACUGACUCUGCAUCUCAGAGUCCUGUUGUCUUCACUGACUCUGCGUCUCAGAGUCCUGUUGUCUUCACUGACUCUGCGUCUCAGAGUCCUGUUGUCUUCACUGACUCUGCAUCUCAGAGCCCUGUUGUCUUCACUGACUCUGAGUCUCAGAGCCCUGCUGUCUUCACUGACUCUGCGUCUCAGAGUCCUGCUGUCUUCACUGACUCUGCGUCUCAGAGUCCUGUUGUCUUCACUGACUCUGCAUCUCAGAGCCCUGUUGUCUUCACUGUCUCUGCGUCUCAGAGUCCUGUUGUCUUCACUGACUCUGCAUCUCAGAGCCCUGUUGUCUUCACUGACUCUGAGUCUCAGAGCCCUGCUGUCUUCACUGACUCUGCGUCUCAGAGCCCUGUUGUCUUCACUGACUCUGCGUCUCAGAGUCCUGUUGUCUUCACUGACUCUGCGUCUCAGACCUUCAUCUCCCCCGAGGCUGCCCACAAGGCCGUGAGACUGUUUAGCUACAGCUGGGGAUCUGGUUCACGGGCACCGGGGAGUACCCACACGCCAAUCCAAGCUACUUUACGUUACAACCAACAGUCCCUGCCUCUGUCAGCUCUACCGGACAUCGGCGCUGAGGGAAACCUCCUGGAUGAAAACUUAGCUUCCCGGGCCAGAAUUCCUCGGGAGCCGUUGAGUACCCCUCUGGAAGCCCAGGCACUGGACGGUGGACUUCUGGCCCGAGUCACUCACUGCACUCCACCUCUGUCUCUUAUUCUGUCCGGGAACAAUUGGGAACAGGCCCAUCUCGGCCGGUGCCGCAAGAUCUGGAAGGAUGCACGGGUGGCCCUGCUCCGCUCAGCUGACCGCAACCGGGGGAUUGCCGAUUGCCAUCGAAUUCCUGCACCAAAUUACUGA